UCUGCGGGGCGGGGCCCUGCGCGGCCGCCGUAGGGGCCGAGUACGGUGGCCGCGGGGCGGCGGCGGGGCGGCCGGGCGGCGGGCGCGGGGCCGCCAUGGGCAACCUGUUCGGCCGCAAGAAGCAGAGCCGGGUCACCGAGCAGGACAGGGCCAUCCUGCAACUCAAGCAGCAGCGGGACAAGCUGAGACAGUACCAGAAGAGGGUCACGCAGCAGCUGGAGCGGGAGCGGGCCCUGGCCAGGCAGCUUCUGCGAGAUGGCAGGAAGGAACGGGCCAAGCUGCUGCUCAAGAAGAAACGGUACCGGGAGCAGCUCCUGGACAGGACAGAGAGCCAGAUCAGCAGCCUGGAGGCCAUGGUCCAGAGCAUCGAGUUCACCCAGAUUGAGAUGAAGGUGCUGGAGGGGCUGCAGGUGGGGAAUGAGUGUCUGAACAAGAUGCACCAGGUGAUGUCUAUAGAGGACGUGGAGAGGAUCCUAGACGAAACCCAGGAGGCCGUGGAGUACCAGCGGCAAAUAGACGAGCUGUUGGCGGGACGCUUCACUCAGGAGGAUGAAGACGCCAUCCUGGAGGAGCUGGACGCGAUCGCUCAGGAACAACUAGAGCUCCCGGAGGUUCCUUCGGAGCCCCUUCCUGAAACACACCCAGAAAAAGCCCCUGUCAAGGUCAGACCCAGGCCCGCAGACCUGGUGGCAGCCUCAUAGCUCAGCCUUCACAGGACUCACAGGGAUUCUGCAAGGACAAGCCCACGGAGUUUGGGUGUGUGGCAGCCCCAAAGGGCUCCCAGGAGGCCGGCAAGGCCAGGCUGGCCGAAGGUGCUGUUGGGCGGAAGAGCAGCACACGCAGACCCACGUCCCAGGCAGCUUCGGAGCGUCCCCUCACGGUGUAGUCUGAUUGCACAGGGGCGCUGCUGUUCUGCUCUCCUUCCGGAUUAAACAGCGACAUGCAGACCCUUGGCCAGGCCCGGCUUCUGACGGGGUGGUUCCCAUGGUGGCCGAGGCCCAGGUCUGCCACCCGUCCCUGGUGCCAUUCACCGGCCCUAGCACUGUGGGGAAAGCAGCCUCAGGCCUAGGGCCCCCCCUCCCUCUCCCUCCCUCCCUCUCCCUCCCUCCCUCUCCCUCCCUCUCCCACCCUCUCCCUCGUUUGCUGCCCAUGAGCUGGUGGAAAGCUGCAGCUGGGGGGGAACCCUGAUGUGCCUCAGUUUCCCUGUAGGUUAGGGGCAGACACCCCAGAACCUUGUGGCUCCUCUACCUUGACACCCCAGACAAGCUUCCAGCCUUUGUGGGCGUUGGACCCGGGGGCUGUCGCUGCUAGUUUGACUCCUGGAGCCCCGGCCUUGCCCCGCUGCCCAGUGGCUCUACCCCGCCCAGAAAAGACAUCCUGAAGGAGAUGGUGAGACUGGCUGCAGCAGCCGUGGCACCCUCCGUGUGCCUGUGGCUGUCCUGCACAGUCCCAGCCAGCAGCUCCUGAGCCAGCAGCUGCCAGGACAGGAGGCUCAGCCCGGAAGCCACUUCUCUUGCAAGCACUUGUUUUGCCAUCGGACAACCUGGCCGGGGUCUCGCUGGCCCAUGAGCAGGGGCCACCAGGACAAGGAGCCUCCUCCUCAGCCCCAAACGGUCGGCCCCAUAUUAAAGUCGGCCCCUGCCUGGCCUGCUGCCCUGUG
Messenger RNA from Sciurus carolinensis (gray squirrel), 1660 nucleotides. It is a transcript of the gene Chmp6, whose product is annotated as charged multivesicular body protein 6. Gene Ontology annotation, cellular component: multivesicular body; ESCRT III complex. Gene Ontology annotation, biological process: vesicle budding from membrane; late endosome to vacuole transport via multivesicular body sorting pathway. NCBI's taxonomy places the organism in Eukaryota, Metazoa, Chordata, Mammalia, Rodentia, Sciuridae. The record is from RefSeq and is a predicted model, not a curated record. The coding region runs from base 96 to 701 and encodes 201 amino acids. The transcript has 8 exons.